This is a messenger RNA of Paramormyrops kingsleyae, 6095 nucleotides long. The record is from RefSeq and is a predicted model, not a curated record. Lineage: Eukaryota; Metazoa; Chordata; Actinopteri; Osteoglossiformes; Mormyridae.
AUCUUACUACACACUAUGCACCACGCAACCGAAAUAUAUACCCUUUUUCAGAUGCAGGCGUUGACGGUGUGGUCUUUUUGUUUGUUGUGUACCUUCACCAUUUGCCAUGCACAAGGCCGCAAAUAAAAAAUAAUCAUAACUUCUUUAGUAUUUGUAGUCUGAUCAGUUGUUAAACACGUAUCUUUAGUGCUUUACUAAAUGUGUUGACAUCAUUAUGUUUAAGUUAAAUGUAGGCCUAUUAUAAAUGCCAGUCUGGUAGCAUAAUGUUAUUCAGUUUUAGACAUGUUUUCCCAUUGUGUUCUGCCGUUGCUGAUACGUUGUUCGUGUGUUUUCCCGUUUGUUUAAGUUCCUUGCCUAAAACUAUAAGAUUUCAAUUAUGAAUGCAUGAUCCGUCGCUACGCUAAGUUAGAAAAGUUCCUAUGUUAGACUAACAGUACAGUCUUUGCCUAAUAACUCGGUUGUGUCAGUCGGAUACGUCUCUAACAUGUAGACCUACUUACCAACGGCUUGCAUGUCCCAUAUUUCGGCCUUCGCUGUAUUACAAGUUCGGAGGUGUAUCAGACCUAUCAGAGAGGUCCUGGCUCCCAAAGAUACAGGAAUCUUCAGCAGAACAUGAAAGCAUUAAACUUAAGCCGGCUACUGACCAUCUGGAAUUACGCUCGGGUUGUGGGGCAUGUUUGUUUGAUUUUAUUUCCAGCACAAAUACGCUAGCUAUUGUUAGUUUGUCUUUAGCUAAAGACUGGAAAGGGAAUAAGGGGGGGAGAAUCAAAAAAAGUUUAAUGAAAUAAAAUCGCAUGCGACGCCAUGUGUGAUCCUAACGAAAAACAACGUGAGUUGUUUAAUUUAAUACGAAACAUGUUUAUUGACAUUAAAUCUCGAACAGCAUCAUCUUUUCCUAAACCAAAUGCUGGUUCUCUGCAAUGCGAUCCGUCCUUCUGAAAAACUAACCACAUUAAAUAAAACCCGCUUUUACAAGGUCCGGCCAAAACGUCUGUGUAUGCCCUUGGUAUAAAGUUAUGUAGAUUUUAUGAGCUUUGUUUUUUCUGUUUUGACCUAAUGGGACACGGGGGCAAGAACGGUAAACAGGUGAAUAAAUAAUGGCUAUUCGCUUGAUUUCAUAGCCUGCAUAAUGAUGACUAUAAACAGUGUCAUCAUUGGCAUACGUAAUGGUCGUUGUCAAAUAGCGGUGUAAGGAAAACUCAUAAGCAUGCGUUUUACUGUAAACCUUAAAUAUGGGCGACCACAGUAAAUGAGCAAAGCAUUUACAGAAAGGUUUAUUUUUAAACGACCGAAUAGAAUUACAGGAGUCUAAGCUAGUUAACAUCUGUCAAGUUAACGCCACCUGCCAGAUCUCUGCUGCUGUCGCAGCUGAUCAUAAGAACUGAUCCGACCGCUAUAAUUAAUUAACACGACCGUCGAAAAGGUUAGCGGAGAUACAAGUGAAGCGUCGGCUGCUGGAGCGGAGACAGUCAGACCGCCUUUAUCACGACACAGAGGAUCAAAGGCAAAGCUCCUUCUCUAGAAGGAACCGUAUUAUCGAAACCCAUCUGCUGUUAUUUGCUAAUCUCUGUUAUAUGAUGGGGUGACACUUUCAUAAUGAAAUGUGUGGUAUUUCAUAAUCUUACUUUAAUCGUUUUAAACACAUACGUGUUCCAUUCCAAAUUAUAAUCACAGGAGCCAGUAGAUUUCACAGGGUGUUGUUCCUGCACACAGUAAAAGACAUCCCUUAGACUUGAAUAAAUUUAUUGAUACGGCUGACGUUUGCGUUUAUUUACUUGGGCUCGUACAAGAGUAGCAAUUAAGCCUUAUUCUUGAAACCAAAAUUACAACUGGAUGUGGUUUUGUACAGUUAUCUUUGAAUAUGGUGCAUGCAUUAGUGUCAUGUCCUACUAGACCUGUAGACACUAAACACACAACAGUAUUUUACUUGUGACAUUUCAAUAAUAAUUAAAAGAAUAUAUUCAAUCCCCUUUUUUACUAUAUGGAUAAAUUUCGGGACUGUAAAUCUUUGGUGCUAAAGUAUAAAAAUUACGCGAACUGAACAUACGGUCGUUUAGCAAAAUAACAGGAAAAGCAUCGUUCGGCGACGGUAUACGUAAAUUCUGUGUUUAACAAUAUAUUAGUAUAACUAAUGUUACAAACUAGAUUUGCCAGUGAUGUACUUCUAUACGUUUGACAAUGCGGAGUUGUUUGUAUUUUUCAUAGACUGAAAAAUUGCAGGCCAAUUCGUUAAUUGGGGAAAUUAUAACGUAGAACACAACGUUAAUGUAAAAGUUCGACAGCGAAAGACACGUAAAUCGGGAAUAAAAAUGUCCUGUGGAUGUUUUAAUAGCAUUUAGAAAGUGUUUUGUUUGAUCAAACUGACAUAGAAAACAUUGACAAAUAGCAAAGUUCGAUUAUCAAUAACUAAAUUUAUAAUAAUAAAUGUACUUGCUUCGUUGUUUCUAUAGGACAGUUUAGAAAUAAAGCGAAGAAUUUACCCCGAAAGCGCGCCUUGCAGGAUGAAAAUAAUUUAUUCUGUACUACGUAGACAUGUUAAUUAACCAAUAAUUAAAUGAAAUCUUGUGUGCGUGUCCUGAAGCUAAUACGUUGGUAAUUUUCUUGUCAGUUUUCUAAUGAUUUAAUCUUUAAGUAAUAAUACAUUUUGAAACGUAAGUAAAAAGUUAUCUAAGGUAGGAGAAUAUUGUGGGGUCAUGACCUUUACCUCCCCCAUACGUGUCAGCGAUGGCUAACGUGCUGAACCGUAGAUUUGCUUCAAGGUUUCCUUCUGGUUAAAUAAAACUCAAUGUCAAAUGUUAUCGCCGCAAAAUCAUCUCUAAGGUGACACAACCAAAUGAUCUCACUGGUAUUCAAAAAAAAAAAAACGGCGCUAUUUCUUUUAUAAAACAAAAAAAUCCAUUGACACAUAAAAACUAACCGAGUACAUGUUGAUCGGCAGCAUGAUUGUUACAUAUUUAUUUGCAAAUAAGAAUAGGCCUAUAUAAUAAAGAAUAAUCACUACAUAGUGAAUUUGGUAGCUCAACGAGCGCAUUGCGCUAAUUCAGAGGCCGUUGGUUCAAAUCUCAAAAGAUGCAAAUAAAUUACAACCGAUCUCUCUACUUUAAGUCGCCUUGGAUAGAACAGUCGCGUAAAAUGUACAUGCAUAUAAUAGAUAACCUAAUGAACGGCCUUGUCGUUUUGUAAUUAUUUCGAACAUUGUUUCAAUUUAAAAUAAAAUUCUCUGAAAGGCGGAGGAAAGGUCAUUAAAAUUUAAGAAUGGGUUUAUAUAAAUAAGGACUGAAAAUUGACUUUUUUAAAUGCAAUUUUAUUAAAACAGUUCACUAAAUAUUCCUAUAAUUUGACAAAUAUAGCGAACGUAGGUUGCAAUAAAAUGUUGUAUUAAAGCACAGCUGGGAGAUGUAUAGAUUUUGUACCACAAGGGAAGCAAAAUUGUGCGUUUUUCGCGUAACGUGCACAAAAAUUAUCCCUAGUUUGGCAUUCUUUGAUAACGACUACAUUUUACAAUGAUUUCCCACCAGCAGGAGCCGCUGUUUCAAAUUAAGCUCAGUAAGGGAAUAUAAAAACGAAUAAUUCAGAAUUGAAGUGUACAACUGCACCUUUAUUUUUUUGUCUUUAGACUUUCAGAACGCAGAUCAGAUUCAGGCAAAUUUGGGUUUCUUUACUUACAGUUACAGACUUUACGUAUAUAGGUGCAGGUUUUAAUUCAAAGGAAAUUUUACGUUGGCAUUAACGUUCUGUAAAUUGAGAUUAUGUAAACUAUACGCUCACAGUUGUAAUUUUGAUUAAAUAAAUACCUUUUGCUUUAAGUAUUAAUAAGUUUAACGUUCUUCUGGUAAGGUUGGUAAGGUGAUUUGGGCUGUGGUUAAAAUUAACGAAAGUAUCCCAUCAUCUGUAUAUGUAGGUGAAACAAAAACAACACCAAAGUAACAACAUUUGCGGGAAAUUCGUUAAGUUUAAUUCUUUUACAAUCGGUAUAAAAAUACUAUAUAAAUACAAUAUCCUACAACAGGCAUGUUCCCAAUGUAUAGCUAUGAAAUCCCGCACACAAUUAUUAGUGUCCACAAUGUUACAUAUUUAGGAAAAUGGCUAUUUUAAAAAUGAUAACAAUGUGACAAUUAUACAUUUAAAAUUGUAAUUAAAUUGAAUCGAAGUUUAACUAUUCGACUCGUAUGACUAUUCUGGACUGUGAAUAUUAGCUUAGUGGGGCAAAAGAGGCGCCAAAAGAACCAAUGAUUUUAAUUAUUUUUUUAUUAUUUCAAAUAUAUAUGACUACUAAAAUCACUACUUUUAUUUAGAUAAUUAUUUGCGAGCUAAGGCGAAAUUGUGGUCAGACAUAAAGUUAUUUCUUAACAAGUGGUUUCCUAAAAAGCUUAAUUUUCUGAAGUGAACGAAAUUCGCAGAUAUUGUCUUUUGGGGAGAAAAUCUGAGUAGCAUUCAUUAUGAUUGCUUAGGCUGAUGGACACAUGAUUGGCAGGUCACCUUUUACUACUGGAAACAAUGGAACGUAUACCUCAAUCUAACGCCCGUAUACUGAGGGUGGUAUGAACUUGGACAGAAUCUCCGAGGCUGUAAGACCCCAGCCGGCGCGCGACAUGGCUUCCACCUUCCACUUGCCCAGGACUUCCAGCAGCAAACGCGAAACGUUAGAUAACUCCAGCAGCGAAUCGUCAGAUACUGAAAUUGCAGACAAGGAAAGGCUCGCAGAGCACAGAAGCGAUGAUGGAACGGCCGAGGACCCCAAAAAGAAGAAACAGCGGCGACAGAGGACGCAUUUCACCAGCCAGCAGCUGCAAGAGUUGGAAGCCACAUUUCAGCGAAACCGGUACCCGGACAUGAGCACCAGAGAGGAGAUAGCCGUGUGGACUAAUCUCACCGAGGCCAGAGUUCGGGUGUGGUUUAAAAACCGCAGGGCGAAAUGGAGGAAACGGGAGCGCAACCAGCAGAUGGACUUGUGCAAAAACAGCUACCUGCCGCAGUUCAGCGGUCUGAUGCAGCCUUACGAAGACAUGUACCCGGCGUACACGUAUAACAACUGGACGAAUAAGGCACUGGCUCCCGCCCCGCUGUCCACGAAAAACUUUCCAUUCUUCAACUCCAUGAGCCCGCUGACUUCCCAAUCCAUGUUCUCGGCGCCGAACUCCAUCUCUUCCAUGAGCAUGGCUUCCGGCAUGGGUCACUCCGCCGUGCCCGGCAUGCCUGCAUCCGGCCUGAACAACAUCAGCAAUCUUAAUGGCAUAAGCGGCUCCUCGAUCAAUUCGGCCAUGUCUUCGUCCACCUGCCCUUACGGACCACCUGGUUCCUCUUACAGCGUGUAUCGGGACACUUGUAACUCCAGCCUGGCCACGCUGAGACUGAAAUCUAAGCAGCACCCUACUUUUGGAUACAGUGGCCUGCAAAGUCCAGGUUCGGGCCUAAACGCCUGUCAGUACAACAGUUGACGUUUUAGACAAAAUUAAACAUCACAAGCGGACCUGCGGAUGGCACAAACCGACAACUGGAUUGGUUGCAGUCGUUUUAAAUGGAUUAUGCGGGUUUUAUGUGAUUACUUAUAAACUUGCACAACAAAAUAUCCAUGUUUUGGAUUUCAUAGUGAAGACAUUUGUUACAUUGUCACAUUGUAAAUACGGAAAAAGGAACAAUUGUCGACCUUUAGCUUGCUUGCUUUGAAGACUUAAACUAUUUGAAUCUUGCUAUCAUUGUUGGACGGGGAAAAUUAAUAAACAAACUUAAAUCUUUAACGGAUAUAACAUGGUAAAAGAAAUUAACUGUUGUAUGUAAAUUUUUAUACUUCCCCUUUGUGUCUGUGUGUGUGUUUUUUACGUGCAGAAAGCGCACAUUUUACGAAGCAGCCGGCGUCAUGUAUUUGUGGAACAACUUCCAGCGCUUGGUUUGACGUAUUUUUUUAUUUCUUUGCUUGUCUUAAUAGAAAAAAACGCAUGCUUCACUCCAGUGCAACGUGAUUUGUACAAACUGAUAUUAUUGUAAGAGGAGAAAUAAGCAAAUCGAUUAUUCUGUAUCCAAAAAGGUGAAUGGAAAUUAUCAACAUGUUUAUUGCAAUACAGAAUGUUUUAAUAAAGUUCAGGCGAAGGGCCGAU